Molecule: messenger RNA, 5660 nt
Organism: Bombus pyrosoma
Lineage: Eukaryota; Metazoa; Arthropoda; Insecta; Hymenoptera; Apidae
Gene: ear
Product: protein AF-9
Exons: 3
Coding region: 408-2621 (737 amino acids)
Biological process (GO): regulation of DNA-templated transcription
Cellular component (GO): super elongation complex
Source: RefSeq, a predicted model, not a curated record
AUAAUCGAAUCAGAUUUGGCUUAAAGGAAAUUCCUGAAUUAUCGUAGUACUAACGAGGCGAUUUGCCUCCAUCAAACUCCUCAUUUAUCACAAUAUUCUGCUCUAAUGAGGUGGUCGACAUUUUCAUACAAAACAAGUGUAAGCAAACGAUGUAUCAGUAUUUCAAGUAUACGAAAGUUAGGAAAGAAGUGUUGUCAUUGCUUUUACAUUUAGCAUAAAUUGUUGGACAAUGAUUUUCAACGUCACAAAUAGUUUGUAAAGGAUCAGAUAUUUAAGAAUUCAUCAGAGUUUUCAUUCACGUGUAACGAGAUAAAUAAAAAUGUAACGUAAUUGCUGUGUUUACCCGCAUAAUUAGCUCUCUCUGUUUUUCUUUGAAAAAGCGUGUAUCAAAAAAUUCAUAUGAGAGAAUGGCAAUUCGCAUUACACUAGAAUGUGGACAUUCAUCAAUGUUACGUAUGCGUACCACCCCUCAGGGCUAUACUCAUGAUUGGGAAUUAUUUGUGCGGGGUAUUGAUAAUGCAGACAUUCACCACUAUGUUGAAAAAGUGGUUUUUCAAUUACAUCAAACAUUCUCAAAACCAAAGAGGAUCUUAAAAGAACCACCAUUUGUGUUAAAAGAGUCUGGUUAUGCUGGUUUUGAGAUUCCAAUUCAUAUUUACUUAAAAAACAAGGAUGAAGGUAGCAAAAAGAUAGAAAUUUUAUAUGACCUUAACUUACAAUUUAGUGGUCCUGCAAUUACAAAUGUCAUAAGACAUACUGAAAUAAUUAAUAAUCCUUCAGAUGACUUUAGGAGGAAAUUGUUGAAGGGUGGUGGUGUUCUUGUGUCUAAUUCUGAAAAUUCAGUUGAAAAGAACGAAUCUAAAGCAUUAACUAUGGUUGGUAAACCAAAGUUGGGUGGGAGUGAAUCAAAGAAACACAAAAAUAUAGAAUCAAAAACUUCAAGUUCUUUUGCUGAAUUAUUCGGUACACCUCUGAAACCUACAAAAGUUUCUCAGGACACUAAAAAAUCUACACCACAAGAAAAAUCCUCGGCUUCUAAAUCUUUAAUUACCACGGAGAAGUCUGAUAAAGUGGACAAAACAAAGUCUAAGGAUAGUCCUCAUAAAGAUACUAAAAAGGAGAAAGUAGAUGAUAAGAAAGAUAAAAGGAUCAAAGAGCAACCUAAAGAUAAAAAUCGAAGUAAGGAGAAAUUAAAAAGGUCUACUAGUCCUGGAAAUAAAAGUCAUUCUAGCCCUUCUAAUAAAAGGCCGCCAUCACCUCCAUCAGCUGGAAUAAAAAGAGCUUGUAGCCCAUCUCUGCCUCCUGCAAAGAGGUCAAUUUCCCCAAAAUCAAAGGAAAAGGAAGUGAAAAAGGUAACUUUUGAGAAAGAGAAAGAUAAGAGUAAAGAAAAAGACAAGGUAAAAGAUAGUUCUAAAAAUGUUGUCGAUGCUUCUAAGGGUGAAAAAAAGAAGGACAAGAAAAAGCAUAAAGAAGAUCGGGAUAAAGAACGAAAGGAUAAGUAUAAGGAAGGAGAACGGCCUUCCUCAAAAGAAUCUAUAAAAGUAAUCGAGAAGAAGAAUAAAUCAGAGAAAUCCGAGAAAUCCGAGAAAGAGAAGAGUCAAGAGUACAAAUCGGCUAAAGAGGGGAGAAAGUCGCCGAAACCUUCGAAGGAGAGUGAGAAACCAAAGGAUGAGAAAUUAUCAAAGACAGAAAGAUCUGAAAAGACCGAGAAGUCUGAGAAGGCGAAGGACAGUAAGAAUGAAAAAGACAGGCAGAAGCACAAGCAUAAAAAAAGGGAUAAAAAGGAUAAACGGGAUAGCAGCAAAGAUAGGGACAAGAAAGAAAAACGCGACAGGAUAAAGUCCUCAACAGAGAAGCAAAAUAAUGUGCCUAAUGUUCCUGUAGCCAAUCCCUUUUCAGUACUGGAAAUGCCAGAAAGAGAUAGUAGCGAUUCAGCGCCAUCCAUAGAUGACGAUUCCUUCUCUGAAUCAAAAUUAGUGCCUAUGGUUAAGAAAGAAGUAGAAAAUUUAACGGUGUCUACACCGCCGACGGAACUGACGAAACCACUUUCACCUACAAUUCCUACAGACAUUAAGAAGGAUAAGGUAGAUCGAAACAAAAGGGACAGAUCUAAAGGGAGCAAAGGGGAGGAAAAAGAAAUCCGUAGAAGGAAACGACGGAGUGAUAGUAAAGGUGAUGACGACCAUGUGGUUAAAAGAGAAAAGGAUAGAGGUCAUUCGACGUCACCUCCUUUGGAGCCCGUCUCUUCGAGUCAAUCACCAGUCGUGGUGGAUCAGGAAACGGUUCAUAUGAAAGAUAAGGAGGAUCGUGGUGUUAUGGAACAAGUCGCCGAGAAGCGUAUCGAGGCGGAAGCGGAACAAGUGGCCCCUGAUUCAACGAAUAGUACUUUGGUUGAUUCAGACAUAGGAGAGCCGCCGGUGUUUUCGGAAGACUAUGUGUCACAGUUGAAAGACUUGCAACAAAAGAUAAUGACUUUGCAAGAUAAUCAAGAGCUACAGAGAGUUGUUCAGGUAAUCGCAGAAACCGGUCAAUAUGAGAUCACAAAAAAGACAUUCGAUUUUGAUCUGUGUGCUCUGGAUCGUAGAACGGUACAGCGUUUACAACAAUUCUUUGCAUCGUGACCGUCUGUAGCGUAAAUCAUGACACCUUUUAUUAUAAAUUAUUAUUAUUCUAUGUAUUAAGUCAUUAAGUUAUUUGAGCUUAUAAAAGAGAUUCCUCCAAAUUAAUAUAUAUAUGUAUAUAUUAUAUAUGUAUAUAUUAAUAUAUAUAUAUAUAUAUGUAUAUAUAUAUAUAUAUAUAUAUAUACAUAUACAUAUACGUAUAUAAAAACAAGUAAUGUACAAGACCCCAGGAGAAAUUUUGUAGAUACCGAUGUCCUCGGCAAAGAAGGGAGGAGUCUACUUCUGUCUGGGUAUACGAUUCAGAUUUUACAUACUUUCCUCUUAAUAUGCCAACUGUGUACUUUCAAUUGCAUUAACCCGGAAAACGUGCGUAAUUGAUCUAUGGAAAAGAAAAUGCUGUUUAUGAAUUGCAGAGAGAUAUGAUAUUGCUUAUAAUCCUAGUUUCUUUAUCGUUCACUGGAUCAGCUUAUUUUCUUACAUUUUUAUAUUUUCGCACUUGUUAUUUUUACAUUGUUUUAUAGACAUAUAAAUAAUACAUAAUUUGUGGAAAGGAUAGAUUAAGAAUCGUAUAUUGUUUUUUCGUGUAAUAUAGAGUAUUCACCGUUUCUUUCAAGAAUAUUAGAAUCUGCAAUGCAUCUUUAUUUGUGUAAAUGCAAUACAUACACGUAUAUGUAUAUACAUAUAUAUAUGUAUGCAUUAUAUACACAUGUAUAUGAUGUAUAUGAUAUGUAUAAUAUACAUAUAUUUGAUUUCUUGUAUGGUAAAGACAUAUAAAAGAUUAUGUUGACUUUAAUGAUGUUAAUGGGAAACAUUCAAAGAUUUCGUGCAUCAUAUUGCCUUUUACAUAGAUAUAUUCUUGAUAUCUUUCAGAGAAUUUAGCGUAGGUUUAUCUGUCUGAACCGAGGGUGAUUAUUAUAUUUAUUGAUAUUUUCAUAUGGAAUGUAAUUGAAGUAAGAAACGUAUGGAAGGAUCAUUUGAUAAUUUAUAUUUUAUGUUAAUGCUCGUUUAUAUAUUCCAUUAUUAUUAUUAUUAUUAUUAUUAUUAUUAUUAUUAUUAUUAUUAUUAUUAUUAUUAUCAUCAAUAUUACUAUCAUGUAAAAUAUAUUGAAGAAAUGAUGAGAUUUGUUUCAACAAGUCGUCACGAUCUUCUCAAUGAGAAAUAUUUGGCACGCAGUGAUAGUGCAUCCUAUGCAAUGUCUUAUUUUGUAUUCACUUCUACAAAGAAUUUUGUAAGUAUUAUUAAAGUGAAUUAGGUAUAAAUAAUAUCGAUACAUCACGUCAGAAAGAAAAGUUGGAAGCACCCUGACCAUAAACUUCGUUAUAAAUUUUUUUUACUACGCGUCAAUGUUUUAUCUUUGUGUUUGUCUCAUGAUCCAUUGGAGUUGCAUUUAAUUCGAGUGGAAAUCGAUAUUUCGUUUUAUGAAUAGAGCACGUAUCUCUGUCAUGUAUUUUCAUUUUAUUUAUGAUUUUUAUCAUGCAAAUUACAUCGAUAUAUGUAUAUCCGGUUUCUACUGUGUGAACGUUUGUAUAUUCAUCAGGAAAACUUUUCUUUAUUAUUUCAUAUUGUUAUUCUGCAUCAUCUGUAUAGAUUACAUUGUAUUUACCAUGUCAUUACAGAAUGGUGUUGCGUGCAAUUGAUAGCCCAAAUAGUCUAAUGUUUUUGAUAAUGUUAUCAAUAGGUAAUGAAGAUUGUAUAUUAGAUAAAUACUGUGGUAGUUUUUAUAGUUUUUGUAGUGCAUUAUUUAUUGUAUUAGGGAAAGAAAUAUCUUGAAUAUUGAUUAAACGAGGAAAUAUAUUUCGAUUCAUGUUAAUUGGCGCCAUACGUACCGAAGUGUUUUUUCUAUGUUCGUUUUUGCUCAGUUAUUUGGGCAAAUUUGCGUUGCCAAAACUUUAGUAACAUUAAUUGAUAUUAAUUGAUAAUAAUGUUACAGGAAGGUGAUCGCGAUGAAAGAGAUUCUAGACCAAUAACACGGUCUUAAGGCAAAUUGAACUGACUUAUCACUCAUGAAAUUACAAUAUCAUCUCUUUUUUCACAUCGUAUUAUAAUUUUAAACUGCAUUUUAUGCUUUUGAGCAGUCCUAUUUAUUUUAUUCGAAUUAUACUCAUCAAAUGGUAUGCUAUGAAUCAAAGAAAUUAUUUUAGUACCGGGCAUUAUUAGAAACAACAGGAUGGCUGCUACAUACUCUGAUGUUAUAUUCAGAUCAUCGGUACAUCGUUUACAUCGUUAUUAAUUGAAUAAUUUUAACUGAUCAUUCGAACCACAAAGUUUUAUAAAAUCCACUCUUUCUUAGCCGAAUAUUAAGAAUUUAAACGUUGUUUCUCUUCAUAGAAGAUAUUUUAUUCAAUCCCGUAUCAAUAAAGUUUCAAAAAGAAUAUUUGAGUGUCCUAAUGUUAAGUAAACGUCAUAAGAUACAUUUGUAUUCUAUCGUUUUAUCAUUGGGGCGAUAAGUAUAUCACAGUAUAAUGCGCAGUUUUAACAACGAGAAUAAUUGCGGCAGAAAGUUUAUCUUAGCGUAACUUUUGUAUCCUCAACAUAUUCAUUGUCUUUGAUUGUUACAGUUUUUUGAUACACAUUAUAUACAGUUAUAUAAUACCUGCGUUCUGGAUGUUUUUCUUGUUUUGUAGAAAUUAUUCAUGUUUUACAGAUGAGUUUGUAUAUUUUUGUUCGUUGCAUGCUUGAGUUUUAACUGAGUGCUAUGUUUCCGUGGGUGGUGUUAUACGUGUCCAAUUAGGUGUGUAUAUUUGUGAAAAUAAAAGUGAUCCCGAGUAUUCGCGGGCCAUUGAAAUAGACUAAUGUUGUAUAAAGAUUAUGCACAACUACGCGAGUCAACGUUUCUAGAUAAUUACCAAUUGUAAAUAGUAGAUAAGCAAAUGUGUGUAUGAUUAAUCAUGACUUUCGAGGAUAUAGUACAAGACAGCACUCCUGAAUUGAUAUGCCAUUCGGUGUACAUUUAUGCGUUCAUUGUACAUUUAAUAAGUACAUUGAUGACUAAUAAACAUCUUAUAUAACUGUGCCUCUAUAAAAAUAUGUCACGAUAAU